Molecule: messenger RNA, 204 nt
Organism: Plasmopara halstedii
Lineage: Eukaryota; Oomycota; Peronosporomycetes; Peronosporales; Peronosporaceae
Exons: 2
Coding region: 1-204 (67 amino acids)
Source: RefSeq, a predicted model, not a curated record
AUGACUAUUGGAAUGAAGAUAUCUUCUCAUUUCAGCAAUACAACGAGUUAUAGCCCUGGUGAAUUUGCGGACCCACAAUCCAUUCGAUACUUGAAUAAAUCAUUCUCUCGAGCUGCACUGACGGGGCGUAACUGGUUUUUUUCUUCGGAGUGGCUUGGGGCAUCCCAUGCAAUUCAAAACCGGAUUGUCACAACGGGUGGUUGA